Molecule: messenger RNA, 653 nt
Organism: Pezoporus occidentalis (night parrot)
Lineage: Eukaryota; Metazoa; Chordata; Aves; Psittaciformes; Psittacidae
Gene: TXNDC17
Product: thioredoxin domain containing 17
Exons: 4
Coding region: 58-426 (122 amino acids)
Cellular component (GO): cytosol
Molecular function (GO): protein-disulfide reductase [NAD(P)H] activity
Source: RefSeq, a predicted model, not a curated record
CCACCGCCCGGGGCGAGGCGGAGCCCGCGCCCCGCCCCGCCGCGUCCCUCGGGCACCAUGGGCUGGGAGGAGAAGCAGGUCCGCGGGUACCCCGAGUUCGUGCAGACGGCGCAGCGCUACCACGGCCGGCCCAUCUUCGCGCUCUUCUGCGGCGACAAGGAUGCCGAGGGCAAGAGCUGGUGCCCGGACUGCGUGACGGCUGAACCAGUUGUGAGGAAAGAACUUCAUAACAUGCCUGAUGAGUCUGUAUUCAUCUACUGCCUAGUAGGAGACAGAGCCUACUGGAAAGACCCCAACAAUGAAUUCAGGAAGAAUCUGAAAUUAACAGGAGUGCCUACACUACUUAAAUAUGGAACACCUCAGAAGCUGGUUGAAGAAGAAUGUUUUAAAGCAGAGCUUGUGCGUAUGUUGUUUACUGAAGACUAAGUCCUCCAGUAGUCAAUCAUUUCUGAAGACAUUCAUCUCAAGUUGUUUGUGGCGUCCUUUCAAGGAAUCCUUAACCUUUCUUAAAACUUUUAUGGUUAAUUACUUCUGACUAGUCAAGAUAAAUAUAAUUAAAUUCUAGGUCCCAACCUUCCACUGAAAUCUUGCAAAAAAAAAAAACCCUGUAUCUUUCUUUUCAUGUUAAAAUAAACUUGAGUUUGAGAACAGUC